AUGUAUCGAAAAUUAAUUUUAUCUGCCUUCCUGAUAGAGGCCGUUUUCGGUUCGAUAUUAGACGGUGAUUUUAACAUAUUCGAUGGUGUUAGACUCGUGUCGGUUAAAGAUUCGAAUAGUAUUGAAGAUGGGAGGUCUUUUGGAGAUACGCCUUUAUACAGGAUAGCGAAGUUCCUCCAGAAUCAUGAGCUGCACGUCAAGUUGCCGAACUUGAUAGAGAAAGAUGAAAUAACUCAAAUCUUCUCGGAAUCACUGAAGGUUAUCGAUGAUUCGUACAAGGACAAGGCUGUAACUGGAAGAGGCAAGGGAGGUGGUGGUGGCUCCUUGGCGUUACUUGGGCUCAUGUUCGCCAAGACCAUGGGCGCUGCUGGUAUUGGAGCCCUUGGUCUUUUGACCAUGAAGGCGUUAGCAGUAUCUGCUCUAGCUCUUUUACUGUCAGCGAUCGUAGGCGUCAAGAAGCUGGCCUCUCACGAUGACCACGAUGACCACCAAGUGAUAUACGCUGGUCAUCACGGUCACCACAGAAGACGCAGAGACGUCAACACGCCUCUACCUUACCAAGGCUGGAAGGAAUACCAGAAUUAAUUUAAAUUAAGUUAUUUAUUUAAUUUAUUGUAGAUAAAUAUUUAUUUUUA
Melitaea cinxia (Glanville fritillary) is the source of this 635-nucleotide messenger RNA. RefSeq lists its product as uncharacterized. NCBI's taxonomy places the organism in Eukaryota, Metazoa, Arthropoda, Insecta, Lepidoptera, Nymphalidae. The transcript has 3 exons. The record is from RefSeq and is a predicted model, not a curated record. The coding region runs from base 1 to 585 and encodes 194 amino acids.